AUGAGUUGUAAUCCGUUGCCUGUGACUUUUGGCAUGGUGGGCACAAUGUCUUUUGCUCUUAGUCUGAGGGACGCGGCGCUGGUUAUUCUUUUCUUUACCCUCGUGUCGACAGUGCCGGUGGCGUACAUGUGUACGUGGGGGCCGAAGACGGGUAUGCGACAGUUGGUGCAGGCGAGGUUUUCCUUCGGGAAGUACUUUGUUUCUCUGUUGAUAUUGCUCAACCUUGCAACGCUGACGGGGUUCUGCGUUGUCGACAGCGUCAUUGGUGGUAUGGCACUGUCGGCGGUGCAGGACGGAGCAACCAUCAACGCCACGGUGGGUAUCGUCAUCAUCGCCAUAUUGUCGCUGGUCAUCUCCUUCUGCGGCUUCGGAGUAUUGCAUCACUACGAGCGCUGGGCAUGGAUCCCAGCAUUGGCCGCACUCAUCAUUGCGGCAGGAUGCGGGGGUAGCAGUCUCAGCCAGCAAGUCGCAGCACCUGCUGCUACAGCGUCACAGGUCCUCUCGUUUGGCGGUCUCGUGGCGAGCUUCAUGCUUCCAUGGGCUGCCCUCGCGAGCGACUUCUCGACAUAUAUGCAUCCCAAGGCUCCUCCCUUCCGGAUCGCACUCUACACCUACACCGGUCUUGCGCUGCCUACGAUUCUGCUGAUGACGCUCGGUGCAGCGAUGGGAGGUGCGACGCCAAACAUUGCCUCAUGGCAGGCUGGGUACGACGUCAACGCAGCGAGUGGUGUCCUUGCAGCCAUGCUUCAGCCAGCUGGCGGAUUCGGUCGCUUCGUCACAGUCGUGCUUGCCUUUAGCAUGUUGGGUAACCUGUCGGCAACGAUGUACAGCGUAACACUAAACCUGCAGAUGCUUCUUCCCUGGCUUUUUCGCAUUCCGCGCAUCUUCUUCAGCAUCGUCAUUACUGGGAUUGUGAUUGGCGUUGCUGUCGAGGCAUCCGAGAGUUUCUUUCUCAACCUCGAGAACUUUAUCGGCGUCAUCGGGUACUGGAGUGCGGCCUUCAUUGGCAUCGCUAUCACCGAACACGUGCUGUUCCGACGCAGUAGCUUCAUGGCCUAUACCGAGGAUGACGAGGCGUGGGACGAGCCGAGCAAGCUGCCACCCGGUCUCGCGGCAAUUGGCGCGUUCCUGCUCUCCUUUGGCCUCAUCAUCCCGUGCAUGGGACAGAUCUGGUGGACAGGACCCAUCGCGGAGACUACGGGCGACAUCGGGUUGGAGGUAGCAGUUGUGCUGGCAGCGGUGCUCUAUGUACCGUUUCGGGUAGCAGAGAGGAGGAUAUACGGGAGAUCGGGGGAAGUUGUUGCCUCGGUUGAAAAGGCGCAGGAGAAGCUCAUCGAGUCGACUUCCUCGGUGCCACAGAGCACGGCGGCUCAGCAGAGCGACAAUGUUGCGCAUGCGCUGGCUGGCGCUGGUGGAGGACUGCUGUCCAUGGCCCUGACCUACCCGCUCAUCACCCUCUCUACCCGCGCCCAGGUCGAAUCCAAGCGCGCGCAGUCAUCGACGCUCAAUGCCGCGCGCCGCAUCAUCAAGCGCGAGGGUGUCGCAGGCCUCUACGCCGGUCUCGACUCUGCCCUCUUCGGCAUCAGCGUCACAAACUUCGUAUAUUACUACUGGUACGAAUGGACCCGCUCCUUCUUCGAGAAGGCUGCGCUCAAAGCCGGUCGCGCCUCCUCAAAGCUCACCACGGUCGAGUCCAUGAUGGCAGGCGCCCUCGCCGGCAGCGCAACCGUCCUCAUGACCAACCCCAUCUGGGUCGUCAACACGCGCAUGACGACGCGCAAAUCCGAAGCCUCCGACGAGUCGCUCCCGGGCGCACCUACGCCCGCACAGAAGGCGCCAUCGACGCUUGGCACGCUCUUCGCCCUUGUCCGCGAUGAGGGCCCCGCGCGCCUGUUCGCUGGUGUCAUGCCGGCGUUGGUCUUGGUCAUCAACCCCAUUCUGCAAUACACCGUGUUCGAGCAGCUGAAGCAGAUGCUGGAGAAGCGGAGGAGGGUCACGCCCAAGGAUGCCUUCUACCUUGGUGCGCUGGGCAAGCUGUUGGCUACCAGCAUCACCUACCCGUACAUUACUGUCAAGAGCAGGAUGCACGUUGCGGGCAGGGAUGGACCGAGGGAGGACAUGUUGACCACCUUCAGACGCAUCAUCAGGGAGGAGGGAUACACUGGCCUGUAUGGAGGUAUCGGACCCAAGGUCACCCAGAGUGUCAUCACCGCCGCCUUCCUCUUCGCUUUCAAGGACGCUCUCUACGCCUACACGAUCCAGGCACGCAAGAAGCUUGCCAUGCGCAAGGUCUAG
Molecule: messenger RNA, 2295 nt
Organism: Alternaria novae-zelandiae
Lineage: Eukaryota; Fungi; Ascomycota; Dothideomycetes; Pleosporales; Pleosporaceae
Exons: 7
Coding region: 1-2295 (764 amino acids)
Biological process (GO): transmembrane transport
Cellular component (GO): plasma membrane
Molecular function (GO): transmembrane transporter activity
Source: RefSeq, a predicted model, not a curated record